Molecule: messenger RNA, 1944 nt
Organism: Cladocopium goreaui
Lineage: Eukaryota; Dinophyceae; Suessiales; Symbiodiniaceae
Source: the annotation of a GenBank genome assembly
AUGGCGCAGCUGGAGUUUGGUGAUUUCCCAGCAAUGGUGGUCUUCGAGGACUACGACUUGAUGGUCAUUACCAAACCUCCCUGGUGGCAUUGCACCAAUUGCGUUCAUGGACCUGAAGUGUUGAGACAGGUUCACGAUGAACUCGAUUCCCCGGAGCACCGGAAAGAAGAGGCUGAGAAGUUACUUUUGAAACCAGGCACUGCCGCGUUGCACGAUUACAUCAUCUUACGCUUCGGGCGAGAUCCCAUAUUGGCUGGCGUCAUGAACAAAGAUAUGCUCUGGGGCCUGAUCCACCGGCUGGAUACGGGCACUUCAGGAUGCUUGUUGGUGGCGAAAAACCAGGAGGCCUGGGAGAUGGCCAAAAAAGAUUGCUACACCCAGCGUUUCGUCCGCGACUACGUUGCACUGGUCCAUGGCUCCGUGCGACUCCACUGUCGCGGCGAGUAUCGGAACCAGCUCCGGGGCUUGAUCUCGGCGGCCAUCGACCGGACGCCGUACAGUUGGACCCGGCGGGUGGAAGUGAACCCCUCCGGAAAAGGUGAAGCGUCGCAGACGCAAUACGAGUGUCUGGCAGAGUAUCAGAGUGCUAGUGGAUUCUACUACACUCUGCUGCAUUUGAGGCUUCUGACUGGAAGAACGCAUCAGAUCAGAGUCCAUUGUGAGCACAUCGGUUUGCCUCUCGUGGGAGACCAUGAAUACGCGAGGGGGCGGCCACCCUUUGACUCUAAGGUGAAAUAUUGCCAGAGACCGUUUCUGCACAAGCUGCGGUUUGUCUUUCCCAAUCGACGGGGGGAUCCGGUGUCCAUCCUACUCCCCUUGGAAGAUCAACCUGAUCUCCACGAAGUCCUCAGCCAGUUGCGUCUCGUAGAGGUCUUCGAUUGCCCGGCCACAGCCCCCGCAACGUCGGGGACGUCGGGCGGCUUCGUGCGUGACAAGGCAGCGUCGGGCGAAGCUUUGGAGAAUGCCGAUGCCGAUCCGCGCCGUGCCCAGCGCGCGGCUUCGUUGGAGCCUGCGUUAGAGACGGAAUUUCAGAUCCUCCUGCCCGAAGGUUCCCAGGUCACGGUGGACCAGGCUCUGGAAGCGAUCCAAGCGGUUCGUCAGGACCCAGAAGUCUUGUUGCCGGUGCUCGGAAAGGUGGUGGAAAACUAUGGCCUCACUGCGCGCGAAAAUGUGUCCUUGCGCUUCACCAUGCCUUCAGCCGACCGCGUGGAGUCUGUGUUUGUUGCAUCUCUUUGGGGAGACUGUGCAGGGGGCGCUGUUUGUAGCAAUUUGCUGAUUCCUCUGAGGUCCCGCGCCGUUUGGUGCGCCCGGGUCUCCGACUUGGCCGCGCGCGAGGCGGAUGGCUUCUGCAGCGGUGCUAAGCCCCGGAGCCAGGAACCCUGCCCCGAGGGCAUCCUGAGGCCUCCCGCCUGCGGGUGGCAGAUCUCCAAUUGGUCCAGCUGCAGGGCGGCUUCGGAGCCUUGCAAUGGCCAGGGCUUGCAACGAAGGGAGGCCGUCUGCCUCUCCGUUCCGCCGGGCGAGUGCGGCGGUAUUCCGCCGGAGACGGAGCGCGAAUGCCAGUGCCUGAUGGAUGCGACGGUGACUUUGACCCCGCGCCAUGUGGCUGGGGAUGGCCCUGGCACGGCGGAUGGAUCCAUCCUGCUGCCAUCCAUUCUGGGCUCCCUCUUGGGCUUGGGAUGUUGCUGCCUGGCAUGCCUCUGUGGACGCAGUGGACGCAGUGGACGCCGAAAGGUGAAGGUGGAUGUGAGGCCCGAAAGCACGGAGGUCUCAUCCAAUCCGCAGGCACCCACCCCGCGAAAAGCGGUCACUGAGCUGCUGGCGGAAUGCGAGAAACGACAGAUCUCGAGCAAUUUUCCCGGUGGAACUUUCGGUGGAUUCCAAGAAACUGCUGUGACUUUCGGCUUCAGCCCGGGCCUGAAAUUGGGGCAGACCUCCAGCGACUGA